This is a messenger RNA of Choloepus didactylus (southern two-toed sloth), 939 nucleotides long. Its product is annotated as olfactory receptor 1094-like. The record is from RefSeq and is a predicted model, not a curated record. Gene Ontology annotation, biological process: G protein-coupled receptor signaling pathway; sensory perception of smell. Gene Ontology annotation, molecular function: olfactory receptor activity; G protein-coupled receptor activity; odorant binding. Gene Ontology annotation, cellular component: membrane. NCBI's taxonomy places the organism in Eukaryota, Metazoa, Chordata, Mammalia, Pilosa, Megalonychidae.
AUGUCAGCCUUACUAUCAAAUUUGGAGCCAUGCAGUAUUCAGUUGAAAACUUUGACAGAAGUCACCAUAUUCAUAUUGAUAGGCUUCACAGACAAUAUUGAGCUAAACAUCUCCCUGUUUUUAUUUCUGGCAAUCUAUCUUUUUACUCUGAUAGGAAAUUUGGGACUAGUUUCAUUGGUCAUUGGGGAUUCCCAGCUCCACAACCCCAUGUACUAUUUUCUGAGUGUGUUGUCAUUCAUGGAUGCCUCCUAUUCUUCAGUUAUCACUCCCAAAAUGUUGGUCAAUUUACUGGCAGAGAAUAAAACCAUUUCACUCCUUGGAUGUGUAACACAGAUGUUUCUAGCUUUUACUUUUGGGACCACAGAAUGCUUUCUCUUGGCUGCAAUGGCCUAUGAUCACUAUGAAACAAUCUACAACCCACUACUGUAUUCAGUUAACAUGUCACCCAGAGUCUAUGUGUCACUCAUCAUUGUUUCCUAUGUUGGUGGCAUUUUGCAUGCUACAUUACACACAAUGACCACUUUUAGUCUAUCCUCCUGUGCAACCAAUGAAAUUAGACAUGUCUUUUGUGACAUCCCUCCUCUCCUACUGUUUCUCAUUCUCACAAUCAACCAGCUUCUACUCUUCUUUGUGGGCUUUAUUGAGAUAAUUACCAUAUCAAUAGUCCUGAUCUCUUAUGGUUUUAUUCUGUUGGCCAUUCUUAGGAUGUGCUCUGCUGAAGGGAGGCAAAAAGUCUUUUCUACCUGUGGCUCUCACCUAACUGGAGUGUCAAUUUACUAUGGAACACUCCUCUUCAUGUAUGUGAGGCCAAAUUCCAGCUAUGCUUUGGACCAUGAUAUGAUAGUGUCUAUAUUUUACACUACUGUGAUUACCAUGCUUAAUCCCAUCAUCUACAGUUUAAGGAACAAAGAGGUAAAAGAGACAAUAAAACUUAUUUGA